AUGCAGUUCACCCCAGUCCCACCGCCCAACUUUGACCAGACCGGUCCACGUUUCCAAUAUCAAACCUUUAACACUACCUUCUCUCAACCCACCUCGACCUUCAACACUACCUUAACUCAACCCACCUCGACCUUCACGCCUGAUGACGUCUACUACCCAACCCUUCAACAAACCCAACCCGAAACCUACCCGCAACCACCGCAACCACCACACUCAUUCCAAAAAUUUUUGCUGACAGACGAGCAACUGAUGCACAUGCCGAAUUUUAACAUUGAUGAUCUUCUCGAUGAGCAACCAGGACCUUCUUCACGGCAAGCAAACCCCCCUACAACACAUCACAACAAAGACAUGUCUUUCGACUCAUCUCAAUCGCCUAAAAAUGAGCGUUUGGGCAGGGGAUAUAGAGAGCGAAGGACCACUAGGUGUGGAACUGGGGGUCAUCUUCGAUGA
This is a messenger RNA of Lathyrus sativus (Indian pea), 450 nucleotides long. The record is from the annotation of a GenBank genome assembly. Lineage: Eukaryota; Viridiplantae; Streptophyta; Magnoliopsida; Fabales; Fabaceae.